Rotaria socialis is the source of this 1965-nucleotide messenger RNA. Lineage: Eukaryota; Metazoa; Rotifera; Eurotatoria; Philodinida; Philodinidae. The record is from the annotation of a GenBank genome assembly.
AUGCAAUUGUACGUGCUUUUAAUACGUUUUGUUUUCAUACUUGAAUUUGUAAUACCUAAUCCAAUUAACAAAGAUUCAUUGAAGUACCAGAAUAUACAUCCAAUCGAAGAGACUCCCGAUGACACUGUUGCAAUAAAAACAGCCAAAGAUGCUUUCAAAUUUCUUACUAAUUUCGGCUAUAAUCCAUGUGAAAAUCCUACAAAUUCCAAAUCAGAUAAUUCUGCAAGUUUAUCCUGUCAUUUGAGUAUGGAAGCUAUGCUGGAAAGCUUUCAACAAAAGAAUCGUCUUCCUGUAACAAAGAAACUUGAUGUUCAUACAUUGAAGUUAAUGAACACGCCAAGGUGUGGUGUACCCGAUUCUCUAGCGGAAAUGACCGACCGCAGUAGCCUCUGGCCAAAAAGUCGCACAUUGACGUGGAAAUUGAUAGGAAAUAGUUCACACGUUAAUGAAGUGGCAACUCAAAAAGUGAUUCGACAGGUAUUUACUGACUGGGCUGAUUACAGUGGACUAACUUUCUACGAAGCAAAAGAAAACGAAAGAGCUGACUUUAAUUUGGCUUUUGUCAGUGGUGAUCACAGUGAUGGAUAUCCCUUUAAUGAGCCUACUUCAGUGCUAGCUCAUGCUUUCUAUCCAUCGGAUCCAAAGUCCCGUGGAAAUGUUCACUUCAAUUCAGCGAAAAAGUGGUCAAACACAUAUGAUGGUUUCGGCUACAACAUACGUGUGACUGCUACGCAUGAGAUUGGACAUAGUCUUGGUCUUCCACAUUCAGACGAGUCUGACUCAAUAAUGUACCCAACAUAUCAAAUAAUUCAGCCCGAACAAUUAUUGUCCGAGAAGGAUAGACAACGAAUUCGUACGCUCUAUCAAAACGAUGCGACCUCAACAGAUACUGAAGCUGAUGAAGACGCAAAGGAUAGUGAUCCGAGUAUCGUCGAAGUAAUUUACUAUCCAGAUGGAAGUCGAUAUGAAGGAGCUCUGGAAGAUAAUAAGCGUCAUGGUAAAGGUAGCUUCUAUCGGGCGAACGGUGAAAAAUAUAUCGGCACUUGGAUGGAUGACGAAAUUAAUGGACAAGGUGUAUAUACAUGGCCAAGUGGUACUCGAUACGAAGGAAACUGGAAAGAUGGAAAGCAAUAUGGUAAUGGUACGCUACAUGCAAGUGAUGGGAGAAUAUAUGUAGGUCUCUGGAUCAACGGUACGAUGGAUGGAUAUGGAAUAUGCACAUGGUCAAAUCGAGAUCGCUACGAGGGAUAUUGGAAAAACAGCAAAAGGAACGGUUAUGGUAUGCAUUAUUUUAGUGAUGGCAGAAAGUAUACUGGCAAUUGGGUCAAUGGUAUGAUGAAUGGGCAUGGAAUAUACACAUGGCCAAACCGUGAUCGAUAUGAAGGAGAUUGGGAAAAUAGAAGAAGGCAUGGGUAUGGUACUAUGGAGUUUUCGGAUGGUAGAAAAUACGUUGGUUAUUGGUGCAACAACACGAUGAAUGGGCAUGGAACUUAUACCUGGCCCAAUCGUGAUCGAUACGAUGGACAUUGGAAAAACAAUAGAAGAGAUGGGUAUGGUAUUAUGGAUUUCGCGGAUGGAAGAAAAUAUAUGGGCAACUGGUUUAACGACACGAUGAAUGGACAAGGGAGUUGCACCUGGCCAAAUGGUGACCGGUAUGAUGGAUAUUGGAAAGAUGGCAGAAAGGAUGGCCAAGGUACAUACUAUUUUUAUGAUGGCAGAACAAGCAAUGGCAUCUGGAUUGACGAUAUAAUUCAAGAACCUGAAGCAAUUACCACACCAAGUAGCAACCAUGAGAAAGAGCAUACAACAGAAGCUAUUCCACAGGAUCAAAGUACAUUUCUUUUAGCCAACGGAGCAGAACAAGAUUACACACGUACUAGCGAGAAUGAAAAAUUUGAAGAAGCUCCUCGCAGGUCGAUUUGGUCUCGAUUUAAGAAAUUAGUUGAAAAAGCAAUCUUAUCCUGA